Messenger RNA from Mytilus californianus (California mussel), 1882 nucleotides. Its product is annotated as neurogenic locus notch homolog protein 2-like. Gene Ontology annotation, molecular function: chitin binding. NCBI's taxonomy places the organism in Eukaryota, Metazoa, Mollusca, Bivalvia, Mytilida, Mytilidae. Bases 132 to 1064 code for a protein of 310 amino acids. Gene Ontology annotation, cellular component: extracellular region. The transcript has 7 exons. The record is from RefSeq and is a predicted model, not a curated record.
GCAGUUGAAUAUAUUAAAGUAAUAUGCGUCUAGUUUAAUAUAUGAAAUAAUAAAGGAGAUUAUCGGAGAUGUUCUAGCUAUCAAGGUAAUGCUGUUUUCUGUUCGAAACAGGAAUAACGACAAUUGGCAAGAUGUCAACAGUACAACAAGGUGGUUAUGUAAACAAUGUCGUCGAUGGAUACCCAACCGACUUAUCCGAUACUGUAGAAUACGACGAAUGUCUUGAAAAUGUCGACAAAUCCGAUUAUGAUCAAUUGUCUCCAGACAAAGAUGGUUUAAAUCAUGAUUAUAUAAUUCUGACAUCAACACUCAAGGCGGAUUCUAAGCGAUCAGACUAUGAAGUUCAUCAAAAGAACAAAUCUCUAUUGAGGCCAAUAUUUCUUAUAAUGUGUUGCAUCUUGAUUUCUGUAGGAGUUACAGCUGCUGCCACUUUCUUUGCAACAAAACAUUUUUAUUCAGAAAACAAGGACAAGUAUACAGACUCAACACAAUGCAAUAUGUCUAGCGACAACGGCUAUAAUGAAACAGUCGACAGUCCUGAUACAGACUCAACACAAUGCAAUAUGUCUAGAUAUAACGGCAAUAAUGAAACAAUCGACAGUCCUGGGUCAUGUUUGAUAGGACCAUGUGUAAACGGAGGAACAUGCGUAAACUAUACAUGUCUAUGUGAAGAUGGCUUCGCUGGAUUCAAAUGUGAAAUAGAUGUCAACCAAACAUGCAAAUAUGAUGCCGACACACUUAUACCACACCCAAAUACAUGUCAGCUAUUCUAUAACUGCAGCCAAGCGGUGUCGCCCCUUCCCACAGAAGACAGACUAUACACUCAUAGGCCACAAAUUCUGAGACCUGCCUACCUGCAUGAAUGUCCGUACCCUGAACUUUUCUCCACAUCAACUUUGACCUGUCAUAAUUAUACGGAAGUGAAUUGCAGGUCUAGAUUUGAAACAAAAAACAAAUGUGACUAUCUUGCUGUUAGUUAUAAUUGCGUUCAUGGACCAUGCAGAGUCUGCGUUUAUUUUACACCUGACUGCAUGGGAAUCUCUGAAUGGAAUGUACAGAAAUGAAUACGUUGAGCCACCCGGAGGACAUUAUUUUGAAUGUCAAGAUGAAAGAAUUAUCUAUGAUGGCGGUAAUCCCUGUCAAACCAACAUGGCACCUUAUAAUGGCAAAUGCAGAGAUUUAUUCGAAAUUCCAACAUCCUAUUGGCAGGUUGGAUAUGGUGUUGACUGCUCCGGUCGGCCAAACGGUAACUAUAAAAGUGAACGGAUUCAAAGGUGUGAUAUCUACUACAUUUGUGUGAAUGGAAACUCCACACUAGCACACUGUGGAGAAGGAACAGUCUUUGAUUCAAAAUCUUUAUUCUGCCAGAAUCCAGCAAGUGCAUGUCGUCCCUGUGGAUCUGUCGAUAACGGCUGUUAAUGAUAUAACAGUCAAUAUUGUAAAGCGAAUGUGCAAACGUUUUCUAAACAGUCAAGAUAAAAUCAUUUGUAAAAUGGCCUUACUCUACUUUUUGAUAUAAAAAACAACAUUGAUCAGUUCCCUUUUCUAUUGGAUUUACGUUUCAUACACACACCAGAAAGGCCGAAAUAUUGCAAUAUCUAAAUCCAUUCAGGCCAUUAGAAUGAAGGGCAAAGAAAGAAUGUAUGUAUUUACUAAGGACUCGGACUUAAUGCUCUUUAACUUAGUAGUGUAUUUCAUUUUUUAUUCGAUAAUGAGUAAUGAGUAUUUUAUAGACGAAACGUGCGUCUAGCGUACAAAAUAAAAACUUAUUGUUGGUGAAUAAUUUUAAUGCAAUAUUUCUUUGUUACAUAACAUGUGUAUUUCAACGGACUUAUUUUCAUAGCAGUGUUCGAACUAUAAAAUUAAAAUCAUGCGUAUGCUU